Molecule: messenger RNA, 423 nt
Organism: Opisthorchis viverrini
Lineage: Eukaryota; Metazoa; Platyhelminthes; Trematoda; Opisthorchiida; Opisthorchiidae
Exons: 3
Cellular component (GO): cytoplasm
Molecular function (GO): glutamine synthetase activity
Source: RefSeq, a predicted model, not a curated record
UCCAAUUCAGAGUGGCGUGAACAGAGAGGUGAUCAACUCUUGACUUGGCAGAGGAGUAUGAAGGAGAUCACGAAACGCUUGGGUGCUGUUGGUGCUACUCGCCUUCCAGGAUGGGGACCACGUGAUCCUCACUGCGCCUGGUCGGGGACGCUGCAAGUCCCUUCCCUGUCCACCUUUAUUCUUUCCUUUAUAAUAAGGCUUUCAAAUAAAUCAUGGUUGUACGGUAGUGAAGCACCGGUUUUGAACACUGAUGUCAUGCUGUCAAUGAUGAUGACACUGAGAAAGGAAGCAAUACGUCCGUAUUACUGUUCAGUUGGAACCGGCAAGGCCUAUGGUCGUGAUAUACCCGAAGCACACUAUCGGGCGUGUAUGUACGCCGGUGUGAAGAUUGCAGGAACGAAUGCGGAAGUUAUGCCAUCUCAG